CAGUUUCUUCAAAGUAAGCCAGUACGGAGUAAAUAAAAGACAGCUGUAGGAAAAUUACAAUGCCGCCUUUUAAACAAGAUUAGUCAGAACUGGGUUACCAACGAAUAAAGUUCCCCAAAACACUGUUGACGCUGUCCGCAGCAAGUCACUAAGAACGACUCGUCAGAAAUGGCGGCCGUGUUCGGUUGUUCGGCGCAGUAAGCGCAGAAUAAGUGCAACAAAAUUGAGCUCCGUGUAAACAUCAAACGUGACAAAAUUGUUUGCACCGCACCAGUAGGUCACCUAAAGGCCACAACAUGAACCCAUCUGGGGGUUUUCCUUUCGGCUCGCCGCAGACAACACAGGCGUCUCCUUUCGCAUUUAGGCCGAGUGUUCAGUCACCUGCUGCAGCAGUUCAGCCAACAUUCGGAAGUCCAGCUGUUGCAACUAGCACAGGUGCCCAACAAUUCACAUUUGGAUCCCCAACAGCUACAGUGGCGCCAACAGGGAUGAGCCAGACUUACUCCUUUGGUGGCGCAGCACCACAAGCAGCUCCCACACAGCCGCAGCAAUUUUCAUUUGGGGCACCUACUCAGACGGCUGCAGCAACAACAGCUGCCCAACCAUUCUCCUUUGGUGCACCUACCGCUACUACUGCAGCACCAGUGGGUGUUGCCCAGCCUUUCAACAUUGGGAGUACUGCAGUGAGACCACAGACAACAGGCUUGGCAUUUGGUGCCACACAGUCAACUGCUCCCGCUACCACGUCUGCUCCAGCGGGAUUUGCCGGGUUCACACCCACCGCCUCAGUGACCCCUGCUACACCAGCCUUCGGUAGUGCAUUUGGAGCUGCAAGCCAAACACCCACAGCAUUUGGAAGCUUUGGAACAACAACCACUUCCGUGUCGGCUCCAGCUACUUCUACCCCAAUCGGAGGCUUUUCAUUCGGAAUGACCCCUGCCACUCCUGCUUCAUCAACUGGCUUCGGUAGCAUCGCAAUGCCAGCCACAACAGCGGCUGCUCCGACUGGUUUUGGUAGCGCAGGCACAACUGCACCUGCAAGUAGUGCAGCACCAACGGGGUUCGGUGUAGCUUUUGGGUCCACCGCUGCAACUUCCGCACCCACGCCCAGCUUCGGCGGCUUCGGCACAGUGCCAGCCUCAACAGCUGGCCAACCUGCCUUUGGUAGCUUUGGCAGCGGAGGUGCCACAACCCCGGCAACCUCGACGGGCAUGCUUAGUGGCUUUGGAGCCAUGCCAACUCAGACGUCGACUCCUGCAUCUUUGCCCACCUUUGGAGGAGCACCUCCUGCCACAAGCACUGCCACAGCUGCUGCACCUGUUGCUACCAGCGCUGCCACCCCUUCAUUAUUUGGUGGGUUUGGUACUGCACCUCAAAUGGCAGCAGCACCAUCUGCAACAGGUGCAGCUCCUACUGCUGCUACUGCAGCUGCUACUGCUUCUUCUGCUGCUCCUGCUCCAACUCCAGCUCCUGCAUUUAACUUUGGAAUGCCUGCAGCUGCACCUGCGUCGUCCGCCAGCACUCCCACUUUCGGCAUGCCAUCCCAAGCUACCACCACUGCCACCUCAGCUUUUGGGGCUUUUGGAGCAGCCACAGCACCAGCUGCCGCUACACCAUCAGCGUCUACUGCAGCGGCCCCGACCCUUGGUUCAUCUUUCGUGACUGCUACAAGUGCAGCAGCAGCACCUACCGUAACCUCAGCGCCUACAGCAGCAACGGUAUUUGGUAGCAUUGGUGCAACUACCACGCCUGCUACAACCUCUGCGGCACCUUCGCUGCCAUCAAUGUUUGGCGGAGGCACGGCAGCAUCAGCGCCCACUGCAACUUCUGCUCCCGCACCAGCCGCGCCAAUAUUUGGCGGUGGUACUCCAGCCACAACGCAGGCGGCAGCAACCACAACUGCUCCGACGAUACCCUCAUUUGCCGGGUUCGGUGCAACCACGACGGCAGCAUCUGCUGCCCCAGCAGUCACGCCUGCAUCAGCGAGUACUGCGGCUCCGGCAACUACCACAGCAACACCGUUCGGUACUACACCUUUUGCCACUUCGACAUCGGCCACAGCCCCUUUCGGUCAGACUAGCACAACAUCCACCGGGCUGUCAUUAGGAGGACUCGGCUCCGUCUCGGGCUUCACCCAGCCCACAACUGCUGCAACGAAAACAACAGCUGCUGCUGGUCUCGGUGGCGUGGAUCACCCAAGCUCUAGUGUGCCAGGUUCUGUGGCAGCAGGAAAAAGUGACAAGACGGUGAAGGAGGAGAGCUUACCCCCACAACUUGUGGAGACUGUUGAGGCCUUCAAAAAAUACGUGACUGAGCAAAAGGAGGUGCGCGAAGAGAUCUCCAGGAUACCCUCUCAUGCCAUAGCUAAGGUGCAAGAGGAAACAGCAGCCCUGCGACAGCUGCUUUGCACUGUGGAGAAUGGAAUCCAGCGGAAUGCCGGAGCCGUAGAGCGUCUCAAACGCGAGACAGCAGAGGACUUGAAGAAUGCGGAGAUUGCUCACCACACCAAGGAGACACCAACGUCUUUGCAGUAUGAGAACACGGCACCCAACUUGUACUUCCAGAAGCUUGUAGAAAACUACAACCAGCAGAUGAGGCUGUACAAGGGUCAAAUUGAGGAACUGGAGCAGCAUUUCGCAUCCCUUGCAAGUUCUUCCAAAUUCUCGCCACAAGAGUUGACAGCCACAGUGAAGAAGCUGCAUGCAUCUUUCGUCUCUCUGGCUGCCCAGUUACAAAAUAUACAUGCGGAAGUACAGCGACGGAAAGAUGCACUGAGCUCUGGGAAAAUGACUGUGCCUCCCAGCAAGCCACAGAGUGGCACCGUCGGUUCCGUCACAACAGCUGUUACUCUGGGCCCCACUCCAUUUUCCAGUACUAGGAGUGAUGCUGCACUUGCUAUGGCGACAGCUUUGGCCAGGGUCGGGCAACCAACUCUCACAGAAAAUGUGCCUCUGGGCUCCUUUGCCACUCAGCCAUCUUUGGGCAUGACAGGAGGUUUUGGAAGCUCAAUGUUUGGCACCACUAGCGGCCUUGGAACCUCAUUUUUUGGAGCGACAAGUCCAUUUAAACCAUUAGGUAAAUAGCGGUACCGACAGCUUCGGCUCUUCAGCAAACCAGACGUUCCAGCUGCAGAAGCCCCCUCCCGGAAAUAAACGGGGCAAAAAGUAGUAUAUGCUACGAUACUGCUCUAAUAUUUGACAUGCCAUUGUUGAUGUGCCUUUAAAUCCAGAGGAGAUUUACUCAAUAAAUAUGACACAAAUUUAUUUAUUGUUAA
Rhipicephalus microplus (southern cattle tick) is the source of this 3274-nucleotide messenger RNA. RefSeq lists its product as uncharacterized. Gene Ontology annotation, cellular component: nuclear pore. Gene Ontology annotation, biological process: nucleocytoplasmic transport. Lineage: Eukaryota; Metazoa; Arthropoda; Arachnida; Ixodida; Ixodidae. Gene Ontology annotation, molecular function: structural constituent of nuclear pore. The record is from RefSeq and is a predicted model, not a curated record.